AUGCCAUUAUUUUCAUAAAAAUAAACCAAAACAAACACCUUUUACAUCCAAAAAGUCAAAAGGGUCCCACCUACCACUACCUCACUUCAUUUAUUACACACUCCAACAACUUCAUUUAUUAUACACGCCAACUCUUUUCUUAAAACUCGUGCCAUAACUAAAAGGCACUCUUAAACUGGGACGGAGAGAGUAAUACAUAACAUAAGAUGCAAAAGUUUAGAAAAUAUAAUAUCCAAAUAAAAAUUAGUAGUUGAAACAUAAAGUAAAACAAUUCUAUGUUUAAAAUUAAGGUCUCCACUCAAUAAUAAAAACGCAAAGUAAAAUGCAAUGUCUAUAGUCAAGUGUCUUCACUCCUCAUCCCCAUCAUCAAGCGCAACAUAGUCAUCCUCAUCGCCUUCAAAUUCUUCUUCCUCUUCUCCUUGUUCAAGCCACAAGCAACAAUUUUUCUUUUCCUUUCCUUGACGUGGUUGUGGUCCUUGUGUCUUUCUUAGAACCUUGAACAAAACUCGAUGAUGUGGAAGACUCCUUUCUUUUUUUGGUCCUAGUAUAUGUUGUAGGCUCUCCAAUUCCCGAAGCCUCAUAAGCAGUUUCAGUCAAGUGUAUAGCCAUAAAAAACCAAAUUAUUGUCGGGGCUAACAACUUCAGCAUCAUCCUAAUUCCCCAACCAACCACUAGUUACACUCAUCAAUGUCGUUGAAUGAAAUGAGAUCAAUUUUAUCUCUAAUAUCGUGCCUUUCACACAAUAUUUUGUUGUAUUUAACAUACACCAAAUCAUGCAUCUUCUUAUUUUCAAACCUAUUUCUCUCUUUUUGAAUGAAUCUAUCACCUUGUUAAAUAUAGAAUUAUAUUAGUACUGAAAAUUCGAUAUAUAUUUAAAAUACAACUAUAUCACUACUUGCUCCAAAACACUCCAAUUGCGCUCACACCUGAAAGCGCUAUAUGUUAAGCUCAUGAUCUUGAUAGCAAGUGUUUGCAAAUUUGGAGCAUCAUGGCCAUACUUCUUCUACCAUUGAGCUGCAAAAUAGAACAAUAUAAUAGUGGAUAUUUGAUUAUCAAUUGUAGUAAUCUAUGUAGCAAUAUUUAUACUUCACUAUCAAUUUAAAACAUAUAUGCAAAACUAAAAAUUGGAAUAAAUAGUUUCUCACCUAAAGCUAAUAUUUUUCUAUGUAGCACUGCAAAUUCGUGGCCAAAUAAAGAAGAUCACGACGAGGCAUUUGAUGAGAUGGUACUUUACACAAGUAGUGGCGACAUGUUUGGUCACAAAUUUACCGUGCGAUAUGGGAAAAAAUUAUCACCAGUGAAAAACUAUUUAUUUUAACUUUUAAUGUGUAUAUAUGUUUUAAAUUUUUAUAUGACACUUAAGUAUAAAUAUUGCUACAUAGAUUACCAUAAUUGAUAAUCAAAUAUUCACUAUUAAAUUAUUCUGUUUUGCAGUUCAAUGGUCGAAGAACUAUGGUCAUGAUGCUCCGAAGUUGCAAAGACUUGCUAUCAAUAUCUUAAACUUAACAUGUAGUGCAUCCUGGUGUGAGCGCAAUUGGAGUGUUUUCGAGUAAUUUAGUUACUUUUUAAAUAUUUCUUGAAUUUUUCUAAUCUAAUAUUAACAAGAUAUAAUUAUUUUUGUGUGAUAGAUUCAUUCAAAAAAGAAAAAUAGAUUUGAAAAUAAGAAGAUGCAUGAUUUGGUGUGGGUUAAAUACAACAAAAAUUGUGUGAAAGAUGCGAUAUUAAAGAAAAAAUUGAUCUCAUUUCACUCAACGACAUUGAUGAGUGUAACGAAUGGUUGGUUGGAGAAUUAGACGAUGUUGAAGUUGUAAACACGACAAUAUUUUGGUUUUUGAUGGCGGUACACUAGACCAGGAAACUGCUUAUGAGGCUUCGGGAAUUGGAGAGUCUACAACAUAUGCUAGGUCAAAAAAAAAAGAAAAGAGUUUUUUCACAUCAUCUAGUUUUGUUCGAGCUUCUAAGAAAGACACAAGGACUGCAGCACAUCAAGAAAGGAUUCAUGAAGAAGAAUUAGAGCAAGAAGAAGAGGAAGAAGCAUUUGAAGGCUAUGAGGAUGACUAUGUUGCACUUGAAGUGUUGUUAUGUAUAGAUUGCUUGACCUCCGACGCGUGUGGCCUGCCAGCCACCACCUCCAUCAGCCACCCUUCUCUAUUCAAUUGAAGGAACGGAGGUGAAGGCAAUCAGGGGAAAUCUUUCAACACGAAAGUCACUAAAUUUCUAGAGCAUCAUCAAUUACCGACUUUGGAAUGCCAUUCAAAAAUCUUUUCCCAAAUAAUCAAUUUGUUAUUCUUAAGCAACUACCAGAAUCAUCCCUGCCGCUGCUAAGUCUUCAGAGAAGAUUCAGUUGUUCGUCGCAACCUGAUUCUUCCAACUGGGUUCAAAACAACCAAUUGUUUCAAAGGCACCCCAGGUUGCAACUUUUCGAGAAAGGAUGGAUGAAAACACUUCAUCAUCUCAAGCAAUUUGUUGCUUACGUAUUUGUAACGGGUCUUCACCGCAACCCCUUCAUCAUGAGUCGCAUACUCUAUUUGAGCUUGGUCGAGUCAGAAGAAUGUAACCGUAUCGAAAAUUCUGAGUUUGGAAUUCAGAUCUUCAGUAGGAUCAAAAGACCCAAUAUUUUUUCCUGGAAUACCCUGAUUAGAUUCUUCUCCGGGUUAGAUCCCAUGAUUGCUCUGCAUUUUUACACGAAAAUGGUUAGAGAAAGAAUACUCCCCGACACAUAUACAUUCACAUUCUUGCUCCAGGCUGGUGGGUCUAGUUUGGAUCUGUUUUUUGUGAAACAAGUUCAUUGCCAUGCUCUGAAAUUCGGUUUCAAUCACAAUUUGUUUGUUCAGAAUUCCGUACUCAGUGCCUAUGCAAUUCGGGACUCGGAAAUGGAUGCACGGAAUGUGUUCGAUGAAAUGUCGAACAAAGAUGUCAUUACAUGGACGAGCUUGAUAUCCGGGCUUGUCGCACAUUCCAAUUACAUGGAAGCACUUCGAGUUUUCAAAGAUUUGAUGGCCGAUGACUCCCAACCACAUCCAAAUGUUGUCACCACCAUCUCUGCAAUGUCAGCUUGUGGUGGUCUAGGAUAUGCAAAUCUUACUAAAUGCUUCCACGCUUUAUUAGAGAAGGCUGGAUGGAUCGAAACUGACGUUUCUAUUUCUAAUUCCCUGAUUGAUGCCUAUGCAAAAUGUGGAGAUUUAAGCAACGCAACUAGAGUUUUAGAUGAAAUUCAGAAUGUGAAGAAGGAUUUGUAUUCUUGGACGGCCGUUAUCACAGCAUAUGGUAUGCAUGGCCGAGGACUAGAUGCACUGUGUGUGUUCUCUCAAAUGGAUCCGCUCCACGGACUUGCACCCGAUGCAGUGACCCUUGUCGCGAUUCUUUCAGCAUGCGCACACUCUGGCCUGCUCGACCAAGGUUUGUGCAUUUUUGAGUUGAUGUGGAGAAGGUACAAAAUUAAGCCUGACCUUCGUCACUAUGGAUGCAUUGUUGAUCUCUUGGGAAGAGCUGGGAUGAUUAAACAAGCUUAUAGUGUUGUUGAGAGCAUGCCGAUGGAGCCUAAUCUGGCUGUAUUGGGAUCUUUACUGAGUAGUUGUAGGCUUCACAAUGAGUUGGAGUUUGGUGAAGCAGUUUUAAGAAAGAUCGAGCUUUUGAAAGAGAGAGGAGGAGCCUCGGUGCUCAUAUCUAAUAUGUAUGCUAGUAAGAACGAAUGGGGUAGAGUGGUUAACGUAAGGAACAAAAUGAGAGAGAGAAUUAAAGGAAAGGUUCCUGGUAGAAGUUGGAUUCAGGUUAAAGAUGCAGUUCAUGAGUUUGUUGCAAGAAAUGAUGUUGAUCCAAAACUGCACAUGGUACUUCGAAGUUUGGAAAAACUCUCUACACUGUUCUGUCUGAUAUCUGCUCGCUGUCCACCUGCCUCAUUCUUCACCGGGCUAAUUUUCUUCAGUUUUGUACAAAUAUUUCUUCACUCUGCCGCUCGACGUCGUCGGUUCGAUUUCAAUCUCAUUGAUUCACCAGAACGUAAUUUUCGUUGAUCAACUGUUUAGUAAUGUGCAAACCCAUGAAAGCUGCAAAUGUUGAAAAUGGGAUGAAAUAUUUGUGUGCAGAGUUAGGUAAAAUGGGAUAAGCAGCAGGAGGUGGAAGUUGGCAUUCAUCCCCAUUUAAGUAAAUCUUCCUUGGAAACACUCAUCCCUGUUCGAGUGUAAACAAACAUAUCCCUGUUCUUCUUCAAGAGUCUCAGAUUGAACAUUUUCAAACUCCCCGGCUACAUGACUAGGUCCUCGUAGAAGAUGACUCAAACAAGACGUGUGAGAUGUGGACUCACUGUGUGAAGUUCAUCCCGUAGUCGAAGUUGGUGAUGACGAUCUUAACACGCUGGUAGUCUAUGUAGUUGAGCUUCAUGUGCCAGUGGACGUGUAUGAGCCACAUGUGUGCGGGACCGUGCAUUGUUGAUGCAUAUUGAAUUAACAACGCAAGGGGCUUGACAAUUACGACGACACUUUUCUAGUUCAAACAGGCGGACGGUUAUCCACAUUCAGGAGCAUCUUCCCGGAUUCGUGUUUCUUGAAAAGCCUCCCAACAACUUCGUCCCAGUUGGUCCUCGCGUCUUUACAAACAGCAUGAGGUAUAUUCAAACUUACGGCUCUCUCCAACGCAUCCUUGUGCUCCUUUUCUAAUGUCAGCUUCCUGUUGAAUUUCUGUACCCCUGGCGGAGUAGUUACGGUCUCUGUAUUAAGCUCCUGCAUAUUCUGCAUCACG
Messenger RNA from Salvia splendens (bonfire salvia), 4737 nucleotides. Its product is annotated as putative pentatricopeptide repeat-containing protein At3g28640. Bases 2247 to 4013 code for a protein of 588 amino acids. The transcript has 7 exons. Lineage: Eukaryota; Viridiplantae; Streptophyta; Magnoliopsida; Lamiales; Lamiaceae. Gene Ontology annotation, biological process: RNA modification. Gene Ontology annotation, molecular function: RNA binding; protein binding. The record is from RefSeq and is a predicted model, not a curated record.